UAGUCUCGAGUAAAUUAGAAAAGUAAAUUAGAAAGCAAAGCAAUAAUUUAGCGUAAUUUUUAAGUCCCGCCAACAACAGCAGCAGCAGCCCCAAACAUACAAUAUAUUCCCAAAGUGCAGCUGAGCCGCACAGAGAACGCUGAGAACGCGACGCGGCUAAAUUGUGAAUUGCAAUUGGAGUUUUUGUGUGUGUUUCUUUUUUUUUGUAAACGAAACUACGUCGCCAUUUGUGACACACACGCACACACACUAUCAAACCAACACACACACACACACCCAGAGAUCUCUGAAAAAACCGAAAUAUACAGUGUUUUGUUGGUGGCUGUCUGCUUGUCUGUUUGGUUACGUCGAGGAAUUUUUUUUUUGUUUGUUAUAGCACGCAGCGUGAUCCGUAGUAGUAAAUAGUAAUAAUCAUACACUGACUAAAAAUAAACCACCGUGUAUAACAACAAAAACAUCACCAUCAGUCCAGGAAACGGAGGAGGAGCACAGAACGGAACUUAACCCAACCCAACCCAAGUCUAACCCCAUCAAACCCACGGAAAUUUAAGUUUACCUGUGAUUGAAUCAGCAGCAGCAGCAAUUGCAACAACAGAGAAUAAUGGCCAAAACCUAUGAUUAUCUGUUUAAACUGCUACUCAUUGGCGACUCUGGAGUGGGGAAGACCUGCAUAUUGUUUCGUUUCUCCGAGGAUGCGUUCAAUACAACCUUUAUAUCUACAAUAGGUAUCGAUUUUAAAAUUAGAACAAUUGAAUUAGAUAACAAGAAAAUCAAAUUGCAAAUAUGGGACACUGCCGGCCAGGAGCGUUUCCGCACAAUAACCACGGCCUAUUACAGAGGUGCCAUGGGCAUUAUGCUGGUCUAUGAUAUAACGCAGGAGAAAUCAUUUGAGAAUAUUAAAAACUGGAUACGAAAUAUCGAGGAGAAUGCCUCAGCGGAUGUGGAGAAAAUGCUGUUGGGCAACAAAUGUGAAUUGAAUGAUAAGAGACAGGUUUCAAAAGAACGUGGCGAGCAAUUGGCUAUUGAGUAUGGCAUCAAGUUUAUGGAGACAUCCGCGAAAGCUAGCAUCAAUGUGGAAGAAGCCUUCCUCACACUCGCCAGUGAUAUCAAAGCGAAAACGGAAAAGCGAAUGGAGGCGAACAACCCACCAAAGGGAGGACAUCAACUGAAACUUACCGAGAGCCGGCCAAAGGAUAGUUGGUUGUCCAGAUGCAGUCUGCUUUGACGUGGCAAUGUUCAAUUGGCACUGAUGCGGCAAGGUGGUCAUAAUUCUGAUAAUAUAUGUGGUAGUAGUUUUCUUAACUCUUGUUAAGUUCGAACAACAGCAACUAAACAAAACAAACAACACACAGCAGCAAAAGCAACAACAACAACAACAUCUCCAGGCCCUUUUCUCACCUCCUCUGCUCCUCCUCAAUCCCUACCCAUCAUGCAACAUAAUGGAAAUAUUGUAAUAUUAAACUAUACAUUUAUAAUACCAGCUAUUAUUAAUUAAACGAACAUGACUUGGUGUACGAAAUAUAUAUAUAUAUAUAUAUAUAUAUACGGUAUAUAUACAUAAAUUAUACAGUUAUCGAGAAAGCAGUAUAAUUAAAAUUAAGUUUCCAAAAUGAAUGAAUAGCAACCGAUGCAAUGCAAUGCAAUCUAAUCCAAUUCAAAGGAAAAACUAAAACCCAUCAAAUCCGAACCAAUUUAAUCCAAUCUGCAUUCAAUCCUAGUCCAACCUCCUCUAACUCGAAGAUUAUUAUUUGGUUGUUGUCAAUUUGUGUAAUUAAUUACUUGUAAAAUAAAUAUAUGUAUAUAUUAUAUGCAUAUCAUUUAGUUUCCUUGGUUCCUUUUUGCUCAAUCGAUUCAAUCCCUCCUCGUCCUCCCAUCCUCUUUGCCAUUUUGUUAAGCGUAUAAAUAUAUAUAUAACUAAAUAUAUAAUUUAACACACACUCACACACAUAAACAAGGUGUUCAGACGCACAAUUCCAAUAUUCCUGUUCCUGUUUAACUCCUUGUCCUCUCUCCUAAUCCUCGUGCACUCUAAUAUUGAUGGAUUGACCAUUCCGUUUGAUCCGUUUCCUAGCCAUGCGGGUGCUUACAUCUCACUCCCUGCCUUGUCUCCUUUCCCUUUCUCUAUUUCUUCACAUACAUUUCAUUUUCUUAAUUUCUAGUUUUUACUGUAUUUAUUGCUCUCGUUUAUUUGCCACACACAACACACACACACAUAAACAAACAGAAUAAAGCGUUAUUUCUAAUAAAAAUAUAUAAUAAAUGUACGAAA
Drosophila willistoni is the source of this 2269-nucleotide messenger RNA. It is a transcript of the gene Rab8, whose product is annotated as ras-related protein Rab-8A. Gene Ontology annotation, molecular function: GTPase activity; GTP binding. Bases 602 to 1225 code for a protein of 207 amino acids. The record is from RefSeq and is a predicted model, not a curated record. Gene Ontology annotation, biological process: protein localization to plasma membrane; protein secretion; cellular response to insulin stimulus. Lineage: Eukaryota; Metazoa; Arthropoda; Insecta; Diptera; Drosophilidae. The transcript has 5 exons. Gene Ontology annotation, cellular component: plasma membrane; endosome; trans-Golgi network transport vesicle.